This is a messenger RNA of Strigops habroptila (Kakapo), 3226 nucleotides long. RefSeq names its product spermatogenesis associated 20 (gene SPATA20). NCBI's taxonomy places the organism in Eukaryota, Metazoa, Chordata, Aves, Psittaciformes, Psittacidae. The record is from RefSeq and is a predicted model, not a curated record. The transcript has 16 exons. Bases 31 to 2208 code for a protein of 725 amino acids. Gene Ontology annotation, biological process: carbohydrate metabolic process.
CGGGAGCGGCGGCAGCUCCGCCCCGCCGCCAUGUUCGCGGCGCCGCUGCGCCUGGCUCGCAGGUUCACGUUUCUAACAGGGACCGUGACCAUGGCCACAGGGGGGACAACCCUCCCUCCCAGCAUCCCUCGUCACACCAACCGCCUGAUUAACGAGAAGUCCCCGUACCUCCUGCAGCACGCUCACAACCCCGUGGAUUGGUACCCUUGGGGUCAGGAAGCCUUUGAUAAAGCAAAGCAAGAAAACAAGCUGAUAUUCCUGUCAGUCGGUUACUCCACCUGCCACUGGUGCCAUGUGAUGGAGGAGGAGUCCUUCAAGAACGAGGAGAUUGGGGAGAUUAUGAACAAGAACUUUGUGUGCAUCAAAGUGGAUCGUGAGGAGCGGCCAGAUGUGGACAAGGUGUACAUGACCUUCGUGCAGGCAACCAGUGGUGGAGGUGGCUGGCCGAUGAGCGUCUGGCUGACUCCAGACCUCAAGCCCUUUGUAGGAGGAACGUACUUUCCUCCUGAGGAUGGAGUUCAUCGCGUUGGCUUUCGGACUGUGCUGCUCCGAAUCGCAGAGCAGUGGAAGGAGAACAAAGAUGCCCUGUUGCAGAACAGCCAAAAGAUCCUGGAAGCAUUGCUACGUACUACUGAGAUCCGUGUGCGAGGCCAGGAGUCACCCCCACCAUCCGAAAUGGUGAUGGCCACUUGUUUCCAGCAGCUCUCCGACUCCUAUGAUGAGGAAUACGGCGGCUUUUCCGAAUCCCCCAAGUUCCCCACCCCAGUGAAUUUGAAUUUCCUCUUCACGUACUGGGCCCUGCACCGAACAACUCCACAAGGAGCCCGGGCUCUGCAGAUGGCUCUGCAUACACUCAAGAUGAUGGCCCAUGGGGGCAUCCAUGACCACGUCGGUCAGGGGUUUCAUCGCUACUCCACUGACCGGCACUGGCACGUCCCUCACUUUGAGAAGAUGCUGUAUGACCAGGGGCAGUUGGCAGCUACGUAUAGCAGAGCAUUUCAGAUCUCUGGUGAUGAAUUCUUUGCCAAUGUUGCCCAAGACAUUCUGCUCUAUGUCUCACGGGACCUGAGUGACCAGGCAGGAGGUUUCUACAGCGCAGAAGAUGCAGAUUCUCACCCGACCACCGAAUCCAGAGAGAAGCGAGAAGGAGCCUUCUGUGUUUGGACAGCUGAGGAAAUACGGGCUCUCCUUCCUGACCCUGUCGAGGGGGCCACAGAGGGGACAACCCUGGGAGAUGUCUUCAUGCACCACUAUGGAGUGAAGGAGACCGGCAACGUGGACCCCAUGAAGGACCCCCACCAGGAGCUGAAGGGCAAGAACGUCCUUAUUGUGCGGGGCUCCCCAGAGCUGACGGCGUCCCGGUUCGGGCUGGAGCCGCAGCGGCUGGGUGCAGCGCUGCAGGAGGGCCGGCAGAGGCUGGCCGCUGCCCGGGCACAGCGCCCGCGGCCGCACUUGGACACCAAGAUGCUGGCGGCGUGGAACGGGCUGAUGAUCUCGGGCUUUGCCCAGGCUGGGGCAGCCCUGGCCAGGCAGGAGUACGUGAGCCGGGCUGCGCAGGCAGCCGCCUUCCUGCAGAGACACCUUUUCGACCCCACCAGCGGGAGGCUGCUGCGGAGCUGCUACCGCGGCAAGGACAACGCGGUGGAGCAGAGUGCCGUGCCCAUCCAGGGCUUCCUGGAGGAUUAUGUCUUCGUCAUCCAGGCUCUGUUUGACCUGUAUGAAGCCUCACUGGAUCAGGGCUGGCUGGAGUGGGCCCUGCAGCUCCAGCACAUGCAAGACAAGCUCUUCUGGGACCCCAAAGGCUUUGCAUAUUUCUCCAGCGAGGCUGGUGAUCCCUCCCUGCUCCUGCGCCUGAAGGAUGACCAAGAUGGAGCAGAGCCCACCGCCAACUCUGUCACUGUCACAAACCUGCUCCGAGCAGCUUGUUACUCUGGCCAUACAGACUGGGUGGAAAAAGCCAGGCAGAUCUUGGCUGCCUACUCAGAGAGGCUGCAGAAGAUCCCAAUAAUCCUGCCAGAGAUGGCCCGGGCCACCGCUGUCUUCCAUCACACUGUCAAACAGGUCGUUAUCUGUGGGGACCCACAAGGAGAAGACACCAAAGAGAUGCUGCGCUGCGUCCACUCCGUCUUCAGCCCAACCAAGCUGCAGAGCGCUAGCCUGUGCUCGCCUUCAUCCUGGCCCCGCAAGAGGACCUUAGGGAGCUUGUGAGAAACAUGAAUAAUGAAUUUCAGAUUGGACAUGAAUUGGUAAUUAAUCACUCCUGGAAUUAAUUCCAGACAAAAGAGAGUGGGGAGGAGGUUGGGGGAAGAACAAGAGGGGCAGGCAGGGAGACAGGCUGAGCCAGCGCUGCAUCAAGGCAGGGGCUGAGCAGUGAUGAGGGGUGAUGGGGACAGGAUGCCUGUAGCAGCCAUUAUCCAGGGCAAGGGCUUGGGGACAUGGGGACCCCCUGGGGCAGCCCUUGCCAGGCCUGGGUGAGGCUGCACGGUGUUCCUGCUGGGAGUCAUGCCUGCUGAGUGUCAUUCCUGGCUUUGUGUUUGCUCGUGGUCCAGUGGCAGAGGAUGCCGCAUGCUGGGGUGGGAGAUGUGUGUGCUGGGGGUGGCAAUGCUUGGUGUCAGCAUCCCUCAGUGGCAGCAUUCCUUGGUGGCAGCAGCAUGAACAUGUGGCAAGUGUGUCAGUGCUCAGUGGGCACUGCAGUGGGUGCAUAUGGUAGGGCUGGGGCAGAUGAGGGAGAACCAUGUACUCCAACAGUGGGAUGCUGCCACCGUGCCUUGGACCUUGGGAAGGGCCGGUGUUUUGCUCACCCUUUGCAUCUGUGUGGGCACCAGGCUCCCGGCCAGCUCCUGGCCCUUUCCCUGAUGAGCCCACAAGCCCUGAGGCUUUAACAAACAUUUUCACUUUCAGAAAAGCUAAUUAUCACGGCAGCCCUGUCGUCACCCUGGCUGGUGCUGCUGUAUCAGCCAGGAGAGCCCCCAGCCCACUGCUUGCCUGUGUCUGAGCUUCUUGGGAAGCAGCUGAAGGGCUGCAGGGUGAGAUGGGGUGGUGCUGAUGCUCGGGUUGGGGCUGCCCCUGGGUUGGGUGGGUGUCCCUGUGGAGCUGGCUGGCUCUGGGUCACUGUGUGUUGGUUCCUGUGCUUCAUCCCUGCCAGAAAAGGGAGGCAAAGCUGCCGGGGACGAUGUGGGCCAUACGCUCCCUCCAGUGCAGGUGUGAUGGGGAUGUGGCCACUGUG